CCCAGAAGUGAAUAAGGAAGCGGCGGACAAUACAAGUGAAUUAUUGUGCUGGUCCGUGAUUAAAUAGCAGAUAAUUGGACGUUGUUGUUCCCAGGAACAACGAAAGCAUGUGAAGCUUUAUCGCUUUUAUUUACUGUAUUGUUCAGUAACAUAAGCGAGAAAUAGCAGAUUUAAUGGUACGUUGGAAGCCAGAGCUUCAGGUAACGUCAACUAGCCUACGCCCCUGCGUGUGAGGCAAGAUGUCCACUAAAGAGGGCGGCGGUGCCAAAGUGGUGGCCUCCCCUGAGAAAAUUUCCACGGACAAACACAGAACGAACCAGCAGGACCAUACGGGUGCUGAUGUGACGGGCAGCAAUUCAGACACCAGCAUAACGGCUAAAAAUUUGGCUCUACUUAAAGCACACUCUCUGGAUGUAAAGUUUGACGUCGGAGAGGAGUACGAUGUCAUAGAAACCAUCGGUACAGGGGCGUAUGGUGUGGUUUCAUCUGCCAGAAGGAGGGACAACGGCCAGCAGGUGGCAAUAAAGAAGAUCUCCAAUGCUUUUGAAGUUGUGACAAAUGCCAAGCGAACAUUAAGAGAACUCAAGAUCCUAAAACACUUUAAGCAUGACAACAUUAUCGCCAUCAAAGACAUUCUGCAGCCGAACCUUCCUCACUCUGCCUUCAAGUCUGUAUAUGUUGUUUUGGACCUUAUGGAGAGUGACCUGCACCAGAUCAUUCACUCUGCCCAGACGCUAACCCCUGAACACACACGCUACUUUCUCUACCAGCUUCUCCGUGGCCUAAAGUAUGUGCACUCCGCCAAUGUCAUCCACCGUGACCUCAAACCCUCAAACCUGCUGGUGAAUGAAAACUGUGAACUGAAAAUUGGGGACUUUGGAAUGGCGAGGGGUCUGAGUUCCCAUCCUGAGGAGUCUUAUUGUUUUAUGACUGAGUACGUAGCCACCCGAUGGUACCGCGCUCCUGAACUUUUACUGUCACUCAAUCACUACAGUUUGGCCAUUGAUAUGUGGUCUGUGGGCUGCAUCUUUGCUGAGAUGUUGGGUCGGAAGCAACUUUUCCCUGGGAAGAACUACGUCCAACAGCUCCGGCUCAUUCUAAGCGUGUUAGGCACUCCCCCUGAGGGUUUGAUCGGAGCCAUCAGGGCUGACAACGUUCGCUCCUAUGUUCAGCGUCUCCCAUCUCAGACACCUGUGCCUUUAUCCAAACUGUACCCACAAGCUGAAGCCUCAGCAUUAGACCUCUUACAGGCCAUGCUGCAGUUUGAUCCUCGUGAACGCAUCAGUGUGACAGAGGCACUGGAGCACCCAUAUCUGUCCAAGUACCACGAUCCAGACGACGAGCCAACUUGCGUGCCAGCUUUUGACUUUGAGUUUGACAAGCUUCAAUUAAACAAAGAACAAAUUAAAGAGGCUAUUUUGAUGGAAAUUCAAGACUUUCACAAAAAGAAACUGAGCUCUCGUCCACGACUGCAGUUUAAGCCUUUGCCGAGGGCUAACAGCGGAGCCGCAGCCCAAAGCAGUAACCAGCCAGCAACUGUUGAUCUGACCAACCAAACAUUGGCCGUGAUGGCGCAUCACCUUGGAGCGAAACAGAUUCAACAACAGCAAAUGAGAGUAGUGAAAUCCCAGCAGGAACAAAACUUACCAGCAGAUGUGAACCAAGCAUUUACAAAGCAGGUUGACCUCGUCCGGCCUCACGUGGCCCAUCAUUUGCCUCUCCUCAGUAAAAGUGAAAGUGCCCCAGUCGACGUGGACAUGCCCAGUGCCAACUCCGACAGCGGUCAGCCAGAGACGAUAGAUCUGACCACUCCGGUGUCCACUCAUGACCCUCCAUCAGAAGUCAUGAGAGAUGGUGAGGCACAGGAGGGAAUAGCUACUAUGCCUAGUCAGCCCAUGGAGCCUACAUCUACUAAUCAACCACAAGCACAAACCAUGACCCCUCUGCCAGCAACCAAACCUACCCUGUCUCUGUCAGUGGCACAGGCCCAGUCUCUGUCUCAAUCUCUUUCGCACUCACUGUCUAAGAAUGCAAGGCCGCCUCCACGUGCAGCAGAGGGAACCAGAAAGGAAGGCGCCAUUUCUGAAGAUACCAAAAAUGCACUAAAAGCAGUUUUGUUAAAAUCAGCCCUAAGAAAUAAAGCCAGGGGCGAUGGAGGUUCCUCUGCGCUGGGCAUCGAUGGCGGAACAGGAGGAGGCCCUUCCUCUGCAGUAUCUUCAGUUCCUGAGUCGAGGAGGCCCGUCACAGCUCAGGAGCGCCAGCGAGAGAGAGAGGAAAAAAGGAGAAAGAGGCAAGAAAGAGCACGAGAAAGGGAGAGAAAACUGAAGGAAAAGGAAAGAAAAGAGAAAAAACAGGGGGACUCGCUGGGCGGGGUCCUGCUGAGCGACAACGACAAAAGCCUCUUGCAGCGCUGGACAAAGAUGAUGGACAGCCACAGCGAGAAAUCCCAGACUGCUACUGAUGGGAAAAGUAAGGAUUUCAACCAGAAUUCCCAGAAAAUCAUUGAGAACAAUAAAAUAAACUUGGAGGCAGGGAAAAUUCUUCCUCCAGAGCAGCUAGUCUCUCAAGUAAAGCCGAACCAGCAGGGGAUGUUUCAGCCUCCCUCUUCCCAGCAGCUGGCUCUACCUUUCGCCAUAAGCCAGAAGAAGCCUCCGAGGGAUGUAGAUGUUGCUGCAAGGGGAGCGAUGGACAUGACAGUCACCGGUGGCUAUGUAAAAAACGACACACUCCAACCUCACACUGAGGGCAAUGGGGAGGGUGGAUUCAAUGGUGUGGGGAACUGGAGCAACCAGAAACUGGAAUCAAGGACAACACAGCAACCGUCCAGCUUCCUUCAGCCCCAGCUCCAACAGCAGAGUCAAUCACAGCCGGACCCCAAAUCUCAGACACACCUUCUUCCCCUGGAGAAUUUUUUGUCCAAAGCUCCUUCAAUAACCAUCAGAGAGGCAAAUGGAAAUGUGGACGUUAGAGGUCAGAAUAGCCUCAACUCGUUCACUGCGAGUACAGGACUCUUAGAGAAGCUCUGCCCCUCUAUGGGUGAGAAAACGGCUGCACAAAGUAUAAACCAUCUAUGUGGGCAUUUAGGGGUUCCCUCUCAGCCACACCCUAGUUUGGGAUUUACAGACACGGGACAACAAGGGUCAUCUGUUGCCCCCGACAUCCACACAGUAACACUGCAGCUCUCAAAGUCCCAGGUAGAGGACAUUUUACCUCCUGUGUUCUCAGUCACCCCCAAGGGCAGUGGGGCUGGGUACGGUGUGGGCUUCGAUCUCGAUGACCUUUUCAACCAGUCUCUAAUAACAGAGCUGCAACACGGCGACAGGGACAGCUACGACUCAACCCCUCUCUCUGCCUCCCUGCUAUCUGAUUGGAGCGAGGUCCACCGCAUGACUCCGGCUGACCUCGAGUCUCUGCAGCAGGAGCUGCAGCUCGGCUCGCCCAUGAUCCUCUCAGAUACCAUCCCCCACGACGCCUGACUCAACACUUGUUUGUGUUUUAAUCAACAUGAGCAAGAUGUAUCAAGUCACAGUGAUUUUUAUUCCAUACAGAUCAUAAAACAUUUCAUAAAUCAUGCUGCACUUUCUUUAAUAAAGAUUUUUUAAAGCA
This is a messenger RNA of Cyprinodon tularosa, 3606 nucleotides long. It is a transcript of the gene mapk7, whose product is annotated as mitogen-activated protein kinase 7. Bases 240 to 3476 code for a protein of 1078 amino acids. Gene Ontology annotation, molecular function: MAP kinase activity; ATP binding. The record is from RefSeq and is a predicted model, not a curated record. Lineage: Eukaryota; Metazoa; Chordata; Actinopteri; Cyprinodontiformes; Cyprinodontidae. Gene Ontology annotation, cellular component: nucleus; cytoplasm. The transcript is spliced from 7 exons. Gene Ontology annotation, biological process: intracellular signal transduction; cell surface receptor signaling pathway; protein phosphorylation.